Messenger RNA from Cucumis melo (muskmelon), 3097 nucleotides. RefSeq names its product pathogenesis-related homeodomain protein. The record is from RefSeq and is a predicted model, not a curated record. The transcript has 11 exons. Bases 755 to 2740 code for a protein of 661 amino acids. Gene Ontology annotation, molecular function: chromatin binding; DNA binding. NCBI's taxonomy places the organism in Eukaryota, Viridiplantae, Streptophyta, Magnoliopsida, Cucurbitales, Cucurbitaceae. Gene Ontology annotation, cellular component: nucleus. Gene Ontology annotation, biological process: regulation of DNA-templated transcription; chromatin organization.
AAGGGCACAAACAAGUCUUGUGAGUUGCACCCAAGGCCAAAAUUUAUCUCAAACUUGCUUUCAUUUUAUCUUUAGUAACACAAUAAAAUUAUGAUUAUGAUUACAACGAUUUGAACCCAAGUUCAUCAAGUAAUUAGCACAAUUUCUCUUUCAAGAUUACCUCAAAUUCAACCAGGAAUUCCUACAUGGCGUUUGAAUAAACCCUUUAUUUAGUAUUUCACAAUCAUUUUUAUUUCCACAAAUAUCUGAAUCAAUCAAUCAAUCAUUCUCAAAAGUUAUUGGAACAUCAGAUCCAUUUUAGUUCGAAUCCUUUCAUCACACAGACUAUGAGCAUCAUUUCAAGAAUGGGUUUCAGUUUGAUUCUCUAGAAAUCUAGAGCAUUGCAAUCGUUUAUGGUAUGUUUAUUGUUUUGAUUGGGACAGAGUCUCCAUGUUUAGAGAUCGCAGAAGCAGAGGCUGAGCACACAGAACGGUGGCCAUUGCUAUGAUAUUUCUUUCCUCCUUGUGGCGGCUACUGAUAAAUGUAGUAUUCAAAACCCAGAUUCUUGAUUUAGUAUGAGAAGCAUCUUCUUACUUGUCAUUUGCUCUUUUGAUUUUACUUUCCUUCCGUCUGCUGCUGAAAAUUAUGGCUGUGGUUGUUAGAUCAUUCAAUUUGAAGAUUUCCUUCGUUUUUGCCGUUCUCCCCGAGAUACACGUCAAGUACAGUUACCGGUUCUUUUGUGCAAACUCUCUAUGAGAACGCAUUGGAGAUCAAUAUGAGAGGUGCUGGAAAGAGAUUGAUUGAGGAAUCUGAAAAAUGUUCUCACUCCAAGCUGGAAACUGGAUCAGAGUUGAUCUUUCCUCUGAAAUUGACAAGAUGUAGCAAAAUAUCCCAUUCCAAGCAGAAAAAAUCAAGAACUAAAUCACAUUCGCAGGCGAUUUGUUCAACAUUCAAGAGGAGAUCUCUUCCUAAAUCUUUGAGUAAGGGGAAUAAAAAUGUGACAAUUAGACAACUUGCUGGUAAAACAUUUUUGCUAAAAAAACUUGAUACAAAACCGUCCAAGGAGUUACUCCUGUCAAAGCUUCAAGGUGGAAAAUCUCUGCCAUCAACUAAUACGAAAGGGAAUCCAGAAAAGGUUGAGCCGGUUGUCAAGAUAAACCAACAAAGGAAAAGGAAGAAGAACAAAGGAAAAAAGGAAAAGGUGGAGUUAGAUGAAGCUUCUCGCCUACAGAGGAGAACAAGAUACCUUAUCAUUAAAAUGAAGCUAGAGCAAAAUCUUAUUGAUGCUUACUCUGGAGAAGGUUGGAAAGGCCAGAGUCGAGAAAAAAUUAGGCCAGAAAAGGAACUUCAGAGAGCCAAGAAGCAGAUAUUAAAGUGCAAACUUGGAAUCCGUGAUGCUAUUCGCCAGCUGGAUUUGCUUGGUUCAGUAGGAUGCAUCGAAGACUCUGUUAUUGGUCCUGAUGGAUCUGUCUACCACGAGCAUAUAUUCUGUGCAAAAUGCAAACUGCGUGAAGCUUUUCCAGACAAUGACAUUAUACUUUGCGAUGGGACAUGCAACUGUGCUUUUCACCAAAAAUGUCUGGAUCCACCAUUAGACACGAAAAGUAUUCCUCCAGGAGACCAGGGUUGGUUUUGCAAAUUUUGUGAGUGCAAGAUGGAAAUAUUGGAAGGAAUGAAUGCACAUCUUGGUACUCGAUUCCCAUUGAACAUUGGUUGGGAGGACGUUUUCAAAGAAGAAGCUGCUUUCCCAGAUGGUGGGAAUGCGUUGCUUAAUCAUGAGGAAGAUUGGCCCUCAGAUGAUUCGGAAGAUGAUGACUAUGAUCCAGAUAAGAAGGAGAAUGGCCAUGACAACGGAAGUGAGGAAGAAAAUGACAAGGAUGUUUUGGAGGAGUCCAGUAGUUCAACCAGCCUGAGUUGGUCUUUAGAUGGCGAGGAUUUAAUUCCUGGAGACGGUAUUGGAUGUGAAGAUCACUUUGGUGCUGGUACCGGCAUAGUUUCUGAUGGAUCCAAUGAAGAGGGCAUCACAUGCGGCCGACGGCAGCGACAGGCUGUUGAUUAUAAAAAGUUAUAUGAUGAAAUGUUUGGAAAGGAUGCUCCAGCACACGAACAAGAAGUGAGUGAAGAUGAAGACUGGGGACCUGCAAAAAGAAGACGGAGAGAGAAGGAAUGUGAUGCUGCAAGUACUCUCAUGUCCCUCUGUGAAAGCGAAAAAAAGAGUCAAGACAUUGACAUGGAAGCAGAGAAAAAACUUCUCAAUUCUCAUGGUAGAUCAUUUUUCAGAAUCCCACGUCAUGCAGUUGAGAAACUUCGCGAAGUGUUUGCUGCUAAUGAACUUCCCUCUAGAGACAUCAAGGAAAACCUUUCUAAAGAAUUGGGUCUUGAUGCUGAAAAGGUCAGCAAAUGGUUCAAGAAUGCACGAUAUUCUGCACUAAGAACUAGAAAGGCGGAGGGAGCAACACAACCCCAUAGUUCUUAUACGACUUCCAACGAGCCCAGAUUAGCAGAUUCAAAGGAAAUGUCUGAGAAUCUUCAUUCAUUAGAGGAUGCACCAAUAAAAGAACUGCAGCUGAAGUUGCGCGGAAGUCAUAGCAAGAAAAAGCAGCACAGAAAAUCAUCACAUGUAUCUUCUAACCAUAACAAGGUAUCGUUUGCUCGUAACAAAAAAAAUAAUGACAAUACAUCUAGUUUUGUCCAAUGCUUGACAAAAUAUAAUCAAAGGCAAAGUAGCAUCGAGGGGAACUCCAAUUCAGGAUGCUUUUGAUUUUGGCGAUGAUAUAAGCUUGAAGAAUCUCCUAAAGAAAAGAAAAACAAAGGUAAAGAAGAGGGUAAACUUUGUAGCUAGAGGUGAAGGUCAAGAAACAGAAUUGGAGAUGGAGAGAUUGUGUAAAAUUAAGGGUAGAUUAGAGACAAUGAAGCAGAAACUACUUAGACUAACGAAAAGGAAGGAUGAUGGGAUUUUAGAUAGGUCACACAUGAUUGAACAGUCUAUUGUGUAUGUUCCUGUGGCAGUGUUAAAGGAAAAGGUUUGAUCUUGUACAGUUUACUUUCAUUUUUCUAUCCCAUUUUCAAAGGUGGGGUCUUAUGAUAUAAUCUUAAAUACCUGAAUUUUGUUUUUAAA